GGAUCAUCAGUCGACCGCGAUUCUUCUUUGAAUAAAGAUCUCUUUUUUUACAUAUAAAUAUGUCUCUAGUGUUAAAAAAUGUGUCUUUGUUUAUUUUAUUAAUUAUCAAUGCCUCAUACUGUCAACGUGAAAAAAAGUUCUUCAGAAAAGACUACCACUUUUUAGAAUCUGUACAGAAUUUCUACAAAAUCCAGACCAUACCCAGGAGUUGGCAAGACGCCAAACAGAUAUGUGAGUGGGAAGGUUCCACUUUCUUUUAUCCCGAAGACGAAGCUGAAGCUAAUGCUGUUCUAGCAUAUGUGAAGGAAGCACAAGGGUAUAACUACUUUUGGAUUGGUGUAGCCUCGUUGUUGGCCAAAGGAGUGUUUGAGACUAUUGAUGGAAUACCCAUAAUGGACGUGUACAACAAAUGGGGUCCAGGUGAGCCGAACGACACCGGUGGAGUCGAGGACUGCGUGGUGCUGAUGAAGGAAGGCAAUAUGAACGAUGACGGAUGCUGGAAGAAGCAGCCGUAUAUAUGCAAGAAAACACUGGCGUCGUUGGAAUGGAACGCGGCGUGUAGAAUGCCUUACACGGAUUACAAAUACAACAAAGACCUCGGCAGAUGUUACAACUUCCAUUUGUCGCCCAAAAACUGGACAGAGGCUUUUACAAUAUGCAGUUCAGAGUUAUCAUUUCUGGCAGUCAUCGAGAGUCAAACUGAAGCAGAUUUCCUCAAACAGCUGACCAGCUUGGCUCCAAAAGACAACAUCCCUGGAAACUACCUCCGUGGAUGCGUACAUCUGGGUUUCCAUAAUAGGAAUGGAAACGGCUGGAGGACUAUCAAAGGAACUCCUCUAGAGAACAGUGGCUACUCUGUCUGGGGAGGUGGUCAGCCAGACGGAGGUGACCUGGAGCAAUGCGGGACCAUGUUCUACAACGGCCAGCUGAACGACCUGGCUUGUGAUCGAAGGUGCUUCUUUAUCUGCGAGCACGAUGACGUUGACACAGCUGGCUUUGAUGAGAGAUUCGCGGACACCGCAUAAUAGAAACUUACUUAGUUUUUGUUUCAAUAAGCAAUUUUGUUUAUUGAAAGAUUUCUUUCAAUAUAAAAAGUUCUCUUGUAACCAUCCUAUUAUAUAUAAUAUUUAUCUUGUAAGUGGCUUGUCAUUUUAAAAACCUAGAUACAUAGAUGUAAAUGAAAAGUAUAUAAGAAGUACUUUUAAAAACAAUAGAAUAAUAUUUUAUUGUCAAAAUAAUAUUUUAUUUAUACAUUUGAAGCACCUUUUU
Messenger RNA from Amyelois transitella, 1269 nucleotides. It is a transcript of the gene CTL10, whose product is annotated as macrophage mannose receptor 1-like. Lineage: Eukaryota; Metazoa; Arthropoda; Insecta; Lepidoptera; Pyralidae. The record is from RefSeq and is a predicted model, not a curated record. The transcript is spliced from 5 exons. The coding region runs from base 60 to 1025 and encodes 321 amino acids.